Messenger RNA from Aplysia californica (California sea hare), 8003 nucleotides. Its product is annotated as microtubule-associated protein futsch. Lineage: Eukaryota; Metazoa; Mollusca; Gastropoda; Aplysiida; Aplysiidae. The transcript has 2 exons. The record is from RefSeq and is a predicted model, not a curated record. Bases 396 to 7724 code for a protein of 2442 amino acids.
UGGUCCCCUACACGUCCAGUGUCCGCUGCUUACAGCCUCCCCAGGCCACACACUGGACACUGAGCAGUAAUUAAACCUGGACCCUCGCUGCACGUGACGCUAGGGGAGCCUGGAUUUCACCAGCGAUUGUUUUUCGAUUUGUAUCGAACUCCAAUCAUGACCUGCGCGAGGUUACGUGGUUUUUAAUAGCGUAUUGUGAGUCCGGGGUGUGAUCCAAGGCCGUUCUCGGUGUGCACGGUUCUCUGUCAAGUGUGUGUGUCAAGUGUGUGUGUUAAAUUAAUGUGUGCGUGUUCUGUUUAACGAUUGCGUCACAGAAUGUAGCGCAUCGUUCUGCACGCGAUUCUUGAAAGCAUUGUCUGAGCGAUGGACUGUGGUAUACCAAGAAAGCAGCGCAUAUGGAUAGAUCUAACAGCGGACAGCUAAGAGGGUCGUGUGUAGACCCGGGCAGGGAGUCCUUGUCCUCAGGGGAGAUCACUCCUCUCACAGACGCCUGCUACUUUGAGGAGGCGAGUGCAAGUGAGAAAUGUUCACGGCGCAGCACUCCCCUCACGCCACAGGAGUUCGAUCUGUUGUCUGACUCUAACCCUUUUAAGCAAGACAUCGCUGAGAAAUACGGCUUGGGGUACCCCGGAAUAACUACAAGAAGUCAAGGACAGAACGGAGGUGGCAGAAGCUCAAGAGGAUCUAGAGGGUCUAGAGGAUCCCUGUUCGAUUCCCAAUUGUCACCUGAACUCAAGAAGGAUGUGAUCACACCUAUAAGUCAGAACGUAUCCCCUAUAUCAGCAGAGGGUAGAGAAGUCUCUUCUUUCCUUGGCUUUGAGGAUGAUUUCAGCGCGAUAGCUCUUAGAAAAGGAGAAGGUGAGACUGGAGCUGACGUCGUGUCAGGGAAAGAGAAGAAGCUUGUCAAUAAAUUUGACUAUGUCUCUGAGCGUGAAGACAGUUCAAGUGCAGUAUGGCCAGGCAAAGAGAAGUCAGAAGAACAUGUAGAUCGGGACGUGCCUGCUGCUACAGGACCUUUGAGACCUUUCCUUCAGCAUCAAUUGCAUUUGGAAAUUUCUAAAGACGAGACAGGUGAUGAAAGAGUUCGUCACGGCAAAGUAGGGCAAACAGAAAAGCCCGGAGAAGCGAGAGGCGUGCCAAAGCUAAUCCGUGAACAAAGUAUCGAUAAAGGUGAAGAAGCAGCACGCGCACACCUGACAAAAGUCAAAGCUGUGACUCAGAGUUCUUGGAUUUUGGAGAGUAAGGAAGAACUAAACAGGAGUCCACCUGGCAUAAGCUGCGACAGAGAUAAUACCUCACAGACCAGCGAAGGCUGGAGAGGAAAGUCAGACGUUGACGACUCAAGCAACGACGACCCGUAUUGUGCCAUCCGAAGUGAAGACUUACAACGAAGACAUGGCUAUUCUAAGUUCGACUUAAGCAGGAAGGCAUGGUCAGAUGGUCAGUAUAGCCACACAUCAGGGGGGAAUACGGAUGUGGACGCAUCACUGGACAUCCACAAACUGUCGACACAAAGUUUUGAAGUCGCUGAGUUAGCUCAGAGAAGCAAAGAGAAUAUUUCAGAGAAACAUCAAGCAGAGGACAACGAUUGGGCCAGAGCAGGCCGUGACGCCGAUGGCGGCGGUAGGCGAGAUGGGGGACUAAAACUAAUCAACAGUGAGACCUUUGAUGUUGAAGAAAGUAAUUUACAUGACAAAUCAACAAAAGAAAGAUCUAGAGAAAAACUCGGGUCAGACAAUCCUGAAGCUAACCCUUUUUCAGAUUUUUUGAACAGCAAACAAGCACCUUGUGAGGACGUGUCAGAAAUAAAGCCUAUCAACAACGAUGUAACGCCCGAAUGGCAUAGGACGGUCCGAGUUCAAACUCAAGCCUCUAGUGACAGUAUUUCUCUGAACAAGUCCCCUGAAGCGAAUCCGAAACCUUGGAGCUCUGCGAAUGAGAGCGUUGACAUCUGUCAGAAAGAAGAAGCUCUGUCAUCUGGUCCGAAUACCGAGGACAACAAUUGGGAUGAAAUAAAACCGUCUUUAAACAUCAACGUAACUCAGGGAAAUUUGCCUAGAGAGGAGAAAGGUUUGGAAGAAGAGGAUACGCUUAAAUCGUCUUUCUAUAAGGUGUUCAGCGCUACAGUGGAAGACAUGGAGGAGGGUGAGAACAAAGGGUUCAAGGACGACGGUGAGGACCACACAACAACAGACGCAGAUUCGAACCAUUCAGUCGCUAUUGACUCGAUAGAAUCGGACAUUUCUAAAGACAUUCUAUUCCAGGUCAAGAUGAAUGGGGACGGGACAGACGCAGACACGAGCAGUAUAUCCCGCGAGUCCAUGAAGGUCAAUCUGUCUCAGGAAAGCUCCUCGACUGACCAACAAGAUGACCUCACAUCAUGUGACUUACUUCCAGGCUCAGGACUGACCACAUGUGGGCAGCUCCGUGCGUUUGACCUGAUGGUACCGCUAGAUCCCCUGACUGAGAGCAUCUCCGCAGAGUCCAUUGUCGUCAAUGUAUCCAACGAAAGUCUAAAUUCCACCUACUCCGGAAAAUCGAAUCAAGAAAACCAAACUAAACAUCCCGGGAAACCAACGAGGAGUAAUUUGUCCAUCGACCUGAGACGAAGAAACAUGCUAGAUCCGUCAAGAAGAAGUUCACUUCCACUAGACACUCAGGGUCAAUCCUCAGGUCGACCAAAACUGCCCCUUGUGUCAACUCACUCGCUGGACAUGAACAGUGAUCCAGGGAGACGACUGUCACUCAAUAACGACAUUCCUACCACAGAAGAAAUCACAACUUUCAAGACUUCCCAGACGAAAUUGGCCUUCGAAGGAAGUUCCCAGUCUUCCCUUUCCACCUUCAAGUCUUUUGGUCGCACAAAUCCUCCCCCUGGGGAUCAGAGACAAGAAACACCCUCUUCUGCUGCUGACCAGAAUGCCAAACGUUCAAAUCUUGAGCGUCAACCGAUCGAAUCUUGCGAUUCCACAAAGAAUGCGGAUGCGUUGCCAAAAACAGCAGCGCUGUUGGAAAGUUCUGUAAAACUGCCGGCUACAUCUUCUUCGAACACACAAAAGCGAGCAAAUACGUCCUUUGCUGAUUUGGCGUUGCAACUUACACAAAAACCGAAAACAGGGUCAAAUGCUGUUGGCACUGAACCGCCAGUUCCUGGUGCUUCCACAGAUGUUCUUAAAACCAAACCGGGUUCUCAGUUUGUGAAGACUGUUCUCGCUGCUGCUGCUGCUGCUGCUGCGGCGUCAAAUGAGAAGAGAAUUGAUGACGAGGAAAAAUCAAAGGAAACAUCUGACGUCCUUAAAGAUGAUGGGUCUCUACCAGAGCCAGAGCAACACAGUGUGGGUUACCCCCCGUCAAAAGGUUUUGACGAGGAUUCUAAAGACCCUGCUCUCACAGCUAACAUAUCGGAGCCCCCGGAUAUUGUGCCAAAUGAAGUGACGUAUUCAGAACCACAGAAACCCGCUACGGCGGCCAAGAGUGAAAAAUUGCCAAUGCCGAGAAGUGUUUCAGAAGUACUUGAGAGAAUGCAACACGAGGAAGGCAAUGUCUUCAUGACCCACGAUUAUGAAGAAAUGAAUUUCAUGACAGAACACCAAGGACCAUCUGAUGAAAGUAAGCCUUCUGAGAAGGAUGACGCCAUAGGCAAAAGUACUGUUGACCGAAACGUCAACAGUGGGGUGUCAGAAGAUUUGAACAAGGAUAAGAGUGAAGAGACUCUAGAAACGAGAGGGGCCAGAGGUGACAGCACUGACAGUGAUGGUGGAGACAUCGACUCUAUCGUCAACGAGUUCAAGCAGCAAGGGAGCAGCGACGAGGGUGACAUCGAUGAGCUGGUAAAGGAGUUCAAGGAUACAGAGCCUCAGACUGGGGAUGGGGAGGGUCAGGAUAACAAGCCACAACGUCACGGUAUCGCCUUCACCAAAUUUGGAAAAGUUCUGAAGAAAAUGCAGACAGUAACAAAGUACAUGUCGAAACCGAAAGGAGACCUGCAAAAGGAGGGUGCCACUGACAAUGUCCGGGAGGCUCCUGAGUCAAGACGAGGAAGCGUGUUCCGGCCACGUGCUCACUCUCAGGAUCACACGUUUCUGACAGAGAGGAGUCAAACAGCACCUGAAUCUGACCCAGACAACGCCUUUGAUCUGCUAAGCAAGGCGGCUGAAGUCUUCAAAGAGCAAACUGUGAAGAAGAAAGCAAAGCCUGUAUUUCCUUUCCGGAGGACCAGAACUGAAGCUGAGCCUCACUUGGAAGACGAUAAUGAUGAGGACACAGAGGAAUACGAUCUUGUGUCCAAAGCUGCUAAACUCUUUAAAGGUUACAAACUGAAAAAGUCGACAGAAGAGAGCAGUAGCUCUGACAGGACGGACUCCAAAGAUGGUAGUGGGGAGAAGCCAGAUUCUGCCGUCACGGGAGUGACCAGUGUGGAAGCCCCAGUUGAAGCUGUAGAAGACACGAGUAACCAGAUAAUACAGUCCCAAGCUAUGACUGGGGAGCAACCUGUUUGCAAUGUAGAAUGUCCAAACGGGGAGCACGUGAAUACGACAGAGGUAGAUGGAAAGGUACCGCAACUGUCUUCGCCAGAAACUGAACAACCAAGUGACUCCCGACUCGAUAAAAGUGAAAUCCAAACAUCUAUUCUGAACUCUGAACUACUAAAAGAAGCUUGUGUCGAAAUGCCGGUAAUCAAUUUACAGGGAGACGAAAUUCAAAGUAAACCGAACGGCGAGGAGGAUGUAAGAAGAAAUUAUUAUGAGGAAAACCCUGAGAUGGCAGCAUCUGGAGAAGACUUCACUACUGAGACCAAACAGAUGUUCUCGAUCUCUGACAGCGGGUGUGGCUCAGAACUGGACAAUAUGUCCACAGCCACCGACAACAUGGCGUCGGAGGUCGAGCACACUUCGGACAUGGCCAGGAGCGACGCGAUGAGCGAAGUUCAUGAAGAAGGUGGUGAUGACCUCUAUCAGAUAAAUGAACGGCCAGUGGAGCCUACAGGUCUGAGUGAACCACCUGAACAGAGCAUGAGAGAGGAAGACUUCCCCGUCAAAUCCGACACAGUCAUUGAAAAUCUCUGUUCUAGAACUGUCGAUGAAGCUGCAGCGGAGACACAUGCCAGCAAAAAUGAGACUGAUAAUGAUAGAGGAGAUGUUUCAAAAAGCCCGGAGACUGUAGGAAAGUGCGCCGACAAACCAUGUGACCUCGUCUUGAGCACUGGAUACGAGAACGGGAAGACUGCUAGGGAGGAACAGCCAGCAGCGACUAGAAGUGCUGGUGGAACAUUUGUUAAAGAUGAUAGAGAGAAGACGCAAGAGAAAUUGGAGGAAAUUGCUCUGGAGUUGUCGGCGGUGGAAAAAGCUGGAUACGCGGAAGCAUCAGCAAAGGCAAAAGCCGAAACGGGUUCCGAAACCAGAUCUGAUUAUGUGAGACUGUCAUCUGACCUCACUGAAACCACAGACGCUCAAAGUCUGAUGGUCAAUUUUCCUGACUCGCCAGACAACGGUAUGAGCCUGGACGGGGACAAUCCGUUCUCCCUUUGCUGCGGCAGAAAUCUGAAGAAAGUUCACUUGAACUGCACGGCCAUGAUGAAAAAACCAGAGCGGCGUCCUUCUGCCGUCAUCAUCGCCAACAAGCGCUGUGUCAUGACGGACGAGGAAAGACUCGGGGUGUUUCCGGCACUCCCCAAACAGAAAGGAGAGGAACAGCCAGCCACGAGUGACGACAUGACACGCAACGAAGUUGUUCAGUCGUCAGAUCGGGAGACAGAGCCACGACGGCUGUCGGUGAAAGAUCAUGAAAGAAAUAGAAACUUUGCUGGGAGCAGAGAGGAGCUGGUAGAGAGAGAGAAAAAUGUGGAUGGAAAAGAUAGUCCUGUCGUAUAUCAGGAUAAGGAAAAGCAACAGAAUAACGGGAAAGGAGAAAGCAAAGAAGAUACGAAGAGGGAAAGGAAGACGAGGGUAGAGAAGAGAAGAUCAAUGAUUGACGAACAUGAAGCUGAUAAAGAAUCGGUUAAUAUUUAUGAUACGGUUUUGAAUGAACUGGCAGUAAAACAAGGCCGGACAUCUACUUGCAGUGACGAUUCAACGAGUGAUAUACCAGCAAAAGAAUCUGAAGCCAAGAUGAAGCGUUAUGGUAGGAUAAUGAGCGAGUCUGACAUUGAUCCAACUUUGGGACAAGCUAUUGAAACAGCCAAAAAUGCUAAAGAAGAGGAGGGGGGGAAGGGCUCCACUUCUCCCACAGAGACAUGCAAAGAGGUAGGCAAAGAGAUAAGUAAAGUAGUAGAUAUAGAAGAUCCGUCUGUAAACACUCCUGACACACAAGAAUCUCCCCCAUACGACACGGUUCCCAACGCACUGAUGCAAGAGUCUAUGGACACGUACGACAACUUUUACCCCAGCACAGCUCCACCUGUCCCGGAGCGAAAAUACAGACUUCGCUCGGAUUCUCAGCCGCCUGCAUCUCCUCUCCAUCCCACCAUCACCACCUCAAGUCUAGACAGUAUCGUUUCUGACAGCGCCACGUACCUCUACUCUCAAACCCAGAGCCGCCGCCACCCUUCUGGCAGUAAAUGGGUCAGCUCUACCCCCCACCUGCCCACGACGGAGAUGGCAGACAGAGGCACCCCCCGUACUGGAUCUUUCCCAUGCCUACCCAGGACGGAAGCAGAGGCUUCCAGCCGCUAUCAAGCCCACCACGCGACGUCCACCACGAGUCUGGGGUCAGACUCCAUCAACUGGGGAAAUUACGCAAAGAUUGAUGACGUCAACGACAGGGCAUCCUACGAUUCGGAGAGUUCCACAUCCGGUCUAGUAAUCCCAGGUGCGGGAAGGGCCUCCACUUUGAGCGACGUCUCGGAUGCGUACAUUUUUGGGGAAUACUCCACUGUCAAAGAUGACGUGUCCUUGACUGGAGAACGCGGCGGGGUCAUCAAGCCUCUGGACAGACAGCACCAGUCACGAGAACAAGCUUUCCGCUUCCGACACUUCCCGGCGGCGACGGAGGAGUCCCAUUACGUCAAUGUCAGUGCUGUGACGUCACAGCCGGUUUCUUCCGGUCACGUGCUGCUGGGCGCAAACAACGAUGUGCGGAGAGAAACAGCGGCAGGGUUCGAGCAUUACGCAACUAUAGAUCACCCACCGGGUGACGUCAUGCAGUCCAAAUCUGUACAGUUCCCCACACCACCCAUGCCUGGACGUGUUAUCAAGGUCAACUGUGCCUCACAGACAAGUACGGAAUCCUUGCCUGGUCUUGUUCGAGACGACGCCUCUGAUAUCCUCGAAGGUCUUCCAGUGUUCGAAUACACGCUGGGUGCUGGUCAGAGUGGGUAUGGGACCUUGGAUAGAGACGUGGUAGAUGCCAGGGGUUACGGUCAGUAUCCGGAUACUCAUCGCCCUGAUCUAACACGACAGACAUCCUCGUUGGACCGGCGGUAUCGCGCACACAGUGGGUCAUCAGUGGAAAGAGACACUCCACGUAAAAAACCCACACGCGUGACCUUCUCUAGGGAUGAAGUCCUCACUGAGGUCAUCCAGGGCAUUCAGCAAAGCGAGACAGCGGUGGAGGGGGACAACACCGUACCUGCGGAUGGGCGGGGCUUGCGAGACAUGGCCACGUCAACUCUGUCUUCACUAGGGGGCGGGGUCAAGGAGAUAGCCCGGAUCUUUCACGUUCCGUUCCAGUGCUGUACAAGAAAGAAAGUAAAGCAGCCAAAGGUAAGAGAGGCAACUCGGUGUUAGAUACUGCAUGGUUUUUAGUUCACUUUCAAGUUCUGAGGAAUUCUGUACAUCAAAAAGCUGAAUACAGAGAUCUCUGUGGUUCUCUCUGACUAUUAUUUUGAUUCUAGUUUUCUUUAUAGAUCUGAGUGUGAAUCUUCGUUGUAUGUUUGAGUUCGUCUUUUGUUGAGUUAGUUUGUACAUGUAUUCUGAAUUAUUGUCACAUAAUAUUUUAUCUUACUAUAUUUAGCAUACCUUCAGUAACAAAUUACAAAGAAAUAAAGUAUCUAUUUGUUGUUGUAA